This is a messenger RNA of Wasmannia auropunctata (little fire ant), 579 nucleotides long. RefSeq lists its product as uncharacterized. The transcript has 2 exons. The record is from RefSeq and is a predicted model, not a curated record. Lineage: Eukaryota; Metazoa; Arthropoda; Insecta; Hymenoptera; Formicidae. The annotation marks the transcript as partial.
AUGCUUCUAAACAUCGUAAGUUACAUUUGGCCAACCGUUUCCACAGAUAUUAUUCCAUUAACUCUUGACACGUACAGAUAUCCCAAAACUUUAUAUUCGUCAAACAACGAAUUAAUUGGUCAGAAAUACAGAGACAUUGUUGAACAUUUCGGUAUAGCAGAGCGCGUAGCUUCGGAUACAAACAUUAUAAAUGCUCUUCUAAAUUCUUCCAUGAAAGAUAUUGUGGAAUACCGAAAUAAUCUUAUCAUAUCUGCCGAAUUUAAUGACACUGAAAGUAACGUGACGUGGGCUAAUGGUUUUUAUUCCGGCUCAGCAAUUCACAGCGUGCCGUUAACGAUAAAUCUCUUAAGUAAUUCGUUGAUCAAAGCUUUCGCUAGCGAUAAAUAUUCGAUCAUUGCGUCUAGGCAAAAAUUACCGAAUACACUAUUUUCGACUGCGAUUCAAACGGCGGAUCUGCAAUUUUUCGUUUUCAUAUUCUGUUCAUUCUUCUUUUCCACUGUGUCACUUUUUGUGGUGCACCCUUUACAAGAAACAGAGACAAAAGUUAAACAACUCCAGCGCAUGACCGGUGUCACAUCG